Messenger RNA from Mugil cephalus (flathead mullet), 1766 nucleotides. RefSeq names its product probable serine carboxypeptidase CPVL. Gene Ontology annotation, molecular function: serine-type carboxypeptidase activity. NCBI's taxonomy places the organism in Eukaryota, Metazoa, Chordata, Actinopteri, Mugiliformes, Mugilidae. The transcript has 14 exons. Gene Ontology annotation, biological process: proteolysis. The coding region runs from base 199 to 1647 and encodes 482 amino acids. The record is from RefSeq and is a predicted model, not a curated record.
GUUUGAAAGAGGAGUAUCCUACUCCCAUUCAUACCUUGAGAGUGGAGUCUCUGAUUAUGGUUGUUAGAGCAUGAUUAGGGAAAGAGGAAAGGGACAGUUUCCUCUCAACACCAGCUUUAAGCCAUUGACAGUUCCUGUAGGGACCAGUCUGGCUGUAGUUGUGUCUGGAGGCUGAAUUCAUAGAGAACUACAGAUAUAAUGAGGCUUCUGAAGGAAACUCUGAGGUUCCUGUUACUCUGGGCCUGUCUGGACUCUGUGACCACCUCAAGUGGCUGUUCGUUAUUUUUCUGCAGUAAAUCUCACCGUGUCAGCAGCCUUAAUGGAGACGACCCGGGCUCCCCCCUCUUCCUCACUCCCUACCUGGAGAAGGGCGCCAUAGAUGAAGCUCGCAAACUGAGUCUGGUAGGAACCCUGCCAGGAGCCAAUGUCAAGAGUUACGCUGGAUACCUCACAGUCAACAAGACAUGCAACAGCAACCUCUUCUUUUGGUUCUUCCCUGCACACGCGGCAGACUCAGAGAAAGCUCCAGUCCUGCUCUGGCUGCAGGGUGGACCCGGUGCCACCGGCAUGUUUGGCCUCUUUGUGGAACAUGGACCGUAUGUGGUGCACGAGAACUUGACCGUUGGUUUGAGGGAUUAUGCUUGGACGAGCAAAUACUCAGUUUUAUACAUUGACAGUCCAGUUGGGACAGGGUUCAGCUUCACUGAUAAUGACGCAGGUUAUGCUCAGAACCAGGAUGAUGUUGGCAGAGAUUUGUACAGCGCUUUAACGCAGUUCUUCCAGAUCUUUCCUGAUUAUCAAUCCAAUGACUUCUAUGCAACUGGAGAGUCAUAUGGAGGGAAGUAUGUCCCUACCAUUUGUCACUACAUCCAUAAAAACAACCCCAAGGCCAAGGUGAAAAUCAACUUGAAGGGGAUGGCUAUAGGAAAUGGAUUCUGCGAUCCAGAGCUGAUAGUGGCUGGUUAUGGGAAGUUCCUGUAUCAAACAGGAAUCAUAGAUGAGCUGCAGAAGCAUUACUUUGACAAGCAGACAGACCUUGGAAUUAAGUACAUCCAUCAGAAGAAUUGGAAGUUGGCUGUAGAGGUUUUUGAGCGUUUGAUGGAUUGCGAUGUGUAUCCAAACAGUACCUUCUUCCAAAAUGCUACCGGCUGCACCAACGUCUUCAACUACAUGACAUGUCAGAAACCUGACCAUCUAAAAUAUGCCACCCAGUUCGUGACUCUGUCAGCGGUGCGGCAAGCCAUCCACGUGGGCAACCUGACGUUCCACAGUGGCUCAGAGGUGGCGAGGCACCUCCUGCAGGAUAUCCUGAUGAGCAUUAAACCGUGGCUGGGGGUGCUGAUGGAUAAUUAUAGGGUCUUGAUGUACAAUGGUCAUCUGGAUGUGGUUGUGGCUGUUCCAUUGACUGAGAAGCUAAUUACUACUGUCAACUGGACCGGCGCUGCAGAGUACAAGAAAGCCCCUCGCUUCUACUGGAAGAUCCAGCCCACUGACACGGAGGUGGCUGGUUAUGUUCGACAGGUUAAAGAGUUUUACCAGGUCGUUGUCAGGGGAGGGGGACACAUUCUCCCUUACGACCAGCCAGCGAGGUCCUUCGAUAUGAUUGACAGAUUCUUGUCAAAGCGGGGCUGGAAAAAUCCAAUUUAAAGAACACAUUCAUCAGAUUAACUUGAUUGCAAGAGCCGAUUGUUAAAUCCACUUUAAUUGAGCAUAUUUUGUACUUAUUUGGAGCAAAUUUAAUAAAAAAAAAAAAAAAAAAGAAGCUG